AUGUCAUAGACAUCGGUUAGGAAUUCAAGCGAUGUAAAAGAGAUUUCUAACAUCAGUUCUUGGAAAUCCGAUUUCUAUUUGUAUAAUUAACAUCAGUUAUCAUUUUUGACCGAUGUCUGUGUUUUUUUACAAAAUUUUGAGAAAGCGCGGAAACGACUAAGGAUGAGGCGGGGGAACAAAAUUUCAUUUGCCUCCAACACCGAGUCAGCUUCCCACGCGACAAUUCUCUCUCAAACCCUAGACACCAUGGCACCCGACGAACACCCGUCCUCCUCUUCCUCAUCCUCCACCUCCGACCAGCACCCGACUGCUCUCUGCUGCAUCCACCGCCUCCACUCUCCUCCUUCUCUGCCUUCGCCUCCGCUAUCCUCCUCCUCCUCUUCCUUUGGCACACCUGUUCUCUCAUCUCUCUUCUCAAAUUCACCAGAUCUGCCAAAGACGCAGUCCACGCCGGAGCUCCGCCUUGCCCCUCCUCCUUCUCUUUUCUCCUUUCACCCGACGAGAACUAGAAAGAGAACGGGAAGCUCUCAAGGCCUCAAUCAUCUUCUCCAGGGGUCUUUAUCGAGCUUAUUCAGCAGAUGCAAGGUGCGCAGGUAUGGGUUUCUUUGAUGCCUCUCUUUAUGGUCCUUUUCAUGCUGGGGAUAAUUUGUUGAUUGUCCAAUGGUCAUGUGAGGACACAAUAGAAUUCAAAGAUGCAUCUGCAAGUGUAAUUUCAGGCUAACCUUUCUUCUUCU
Messenger RNA from Rosa chinensis, 734 nucleotides. RefSeq lists its product as uncharacterized. The record is from RefSeq and is a predicted model, not a curated record. The coding region runs from base 163 to 609 and encodes 148 amino acids. The transcript has 3 exons. NCBI's taxonomy places the organism in Eukaryota, Viridiplantae, Streptophyta, Magnoliopsida, Rosales, Rosaceae.